GAAGCUGUAGGAAACCUGGCUGCUGUGGAAUAAAUGGCUGCCAAUUUCGUCAUCAUCCGCUCCUUCACUCAUCGCGUAAUAGUCCUGGUACUGGCGUGGUCAACACUGCGGACACACGGGCCAAACCGAACACCGAACCACUUCCUCCUAGGCAACUCUAGUGGUGUUCGACAACCAGUGGUGGAGGUAUCAGAUUCAGCGAGUGCUCUUCGAUCGAAUUGGAACCAUAUCCAACAUCUACUAGACAUAUUCUGGCGCAGAUGGACCAGGGAGUACCUCCCAACGCUGACUAGACGUCCGAAGUGGUGCGGCGAAGCGAAACCCAUUGUUGAGGGGCAGCUAGUGCUUGUGGUAGGCGACGGUAGAAGAAAUGAGUGGACCAGAGGCCGUAUAAUUCAGACGAUAAAAGGUUCAGAUGGGAGAAUUCGGCAAGCUAUAAUACAAACUGCGAGGGGGCUUGUGCGCAGGCCAGUGGCCAGACUGGCGGUAUUAGAGGUUGAAGAGAGUGGUAAAACUGAACCUGGUGGCCAGUAUUACGGGGGAGAGGAUGUUGAUACUGGCAGCACUUCGGGUAACGGCAUGAAACGUACGACCAUCGAUGGCAGCCAACAUUAG
Toxorhynchites rutilus septentrionalis is the source of this 615-nucleotide messenger RNA. RefSeq lists its product as uncharacterized. The record is from RefSeq and is a predicted model, not a curated record. The transcript has 2 exons. Lineage: Eukaryota; Metazoa; Arthropoda; Insecta; Diptera; Culicidae. Bases 34 to 615 code for a protein of 193 amino acids.